AAGGCAUCUGUACCGUACGCCGCUGCUCAGACAAAAGCUGACCCUGUGCCAAGGGUACAGCACAUGGAGGCUCUGCGCACAGAUGGAUCCCGCCAAUCACCGCCGGCAACGCCUACGGAACGUGCACGUGAUGCCGCACGUUGGCUAUUUUUGGGACUCCGGAUGGUCUUAAAGUGUAUGCACAUCGCGCCAUUCCUCGGAGAGCCGCCAGCAACGCUGGCAUGAACCUCAUCUGAAGUGCGGCUCGCGACGCAGCACCGGGGCAGGCUGCUCUGGGACUCGAGGAGCCGGCUGAUCACGUCGGCAGAAGAAGAGAUGCUUCAGGUCUGAAACGUCAAAAGGUCGAACCGACUUGUGUCAAGCAGUGCGAGCAGAAUCCGUGCAAGCACGUUUGGCAGGGGUCGAUGCAAAGGACUUAGCGACUCCAAAAGGCAAAUUACCUGGAGCCCAGCGUCAAUGACUGUGAAAAACUUCGACUCCGAUCAGGAGGCACGUACAGCAUACACUGCUUUGCCGAACGGUGCAGAAGCAACAUGCUCCCCUGUGGAUCAGGAUUGUGAAAACCGUCAAACAGCUUGGCUGACAAAGUGCGUUGUCACCGUCUCGUUCACGUUGAUGGCGCCAUUUCAAGCGCCGGAGGAAACAAUGUGGGUCGCGGACUGCGUCUCGGCUUCGCACGUUUCUGAACCUUCACUUUGCACCGCAUCAACGGUGCUUUGCGCCGGACAGUGCGGCACAUCUGCCCAAUUCUGGGCUUAAGCCGCGUAAGCUGCCCCACGGCUUUCCGGCUUCACUUUGGCAUGGGACGCCCAUCAAUUGAGCUCUUUCCGAGAGGGAGCGGAAGUGGCCUCUGAGUCAUGGUUGCUACAGGAGGAGGAUCUGCUGGUACAAGUCUCAAAGCAUGACAUGCUUAACGUUCCUGAUGUUGUCAGUUUCGCACGCCAGGUGCCUUACGGCACAAAGUUUGCUCGCCCUCUCCCGUCUGGCACACGUGUAAGUCUAUCGCUCGCACACGUAUAAGUCUAUCGCUCGACGCAGCAGCAUAUCGCUCUGUACUGACACUCCAACGUCGGGCUCGAGUCGCUUCUCGUCUUUCUCGCCGACUCCAGUAUUCGAAAGUUUCGUCACGACUGCAGCAGUCAAUUACAGUCGCA
Molecule: messenger RNA, 1154 nt
Organism: Ceraceosorus bombacis
Lineage: Eukaryota; Fungi; Basidiomycota; Exobasidiomycetes; Ceraceosorales; Ceraceosoraceae
Source: the annotation of a GenBank genome assembly